GUCAGUUCUACCACCCCAAGCAAAGUCGCCGCCGACGGACACCGCCCGAAGACCGGGCGUGUCGUGGGCGGAGUCGGUUCCUCCCAUGGCGACGGCCUUUCAUCGACCCCCACCACCACCGCUGCGUUUGGAAUCCUCAAGCGGCCUAACAGCAGCGGAGCCCAUUCGGAUGGUGAAGCCGCAGCAGUUGGUGGAAUUCUUCGAGGAGAACUACGGCGCCUUCCUGGAUGGGCUCUUGGCCGAGCACGGAGCCCCGCAACCAAGCCCGAUGUGCGGAACCACGCUCAAGAGCUUCACCGCCAUCACGCGAUUGGUUGGGCGAUUUGUUGGACGGCACUUUUGGGCGGAAGCAUGCGGUUUUGGCGCACGUCGUUGUCGGGGCGACAGCGGCUACGAUCCAAGACCUGCAAGCAUCGCCAUCGAGAACUUCGGCAUGGUUUGGGGUCGAAGAGACCGAGAUGCAGGUGGCAGCCCAAGUUCACUGGCGGGACUUCGCGGGCCACGCAUCAGCGUUUCACAGGUGUCCGAGUCUCCUCAGAGGACGAGCCGCACCACGGCUCCAAGGCUCACGGCCAUCAACCUGGCCGCCUCUCCGCGGGGAGGGCCCCGAGGAGGCAAAGACUUUGGACGCGAGACCACCGCCGAUCUCGACCAGCUGAAGGACGAGGGUGAUGCUCGACGGCGGGAAGCAUCAGAAAGCUUGCGGACGCUGGUGCUGGGGCCGCAGAGUGUGGAGCACACCCCGGAGAAAGAGAAGGAAUAUUUGGCCCUCUUACGGCGGGGCACGGAUGAGGAGGUGGAGACCUUCUGCCAGUGCUGGUGCCAAAUGGAUCUGGACGUCGACGGGACGGUGGACUUGGAUGAAUUUGCCAAUUUCUUCAGCAAGCGGAAGGUGGACAGGCUGCUGGGCAUGCGAUGUGUCCGGUACCUGAUGCCAAAGGCGAGCAUUAGCCUCCCUGCCGCGAAGGUGUCUGUGUCGAAGGAUGAGAUGAUGCAUUUGAUGUGGCCCCAUGCCUCCACCGAAGACAUGGAUCACAUGUGCACCGUCUUUGAUCACUGCAGGCUGCGCGCGAUCGAAGUGCCGCCGCCGAAGCUGUUGCCGCGCAAGCGGCGGGCCGAGCUGCGGAAGCCGCCGUAUGGGCACGGCGCCUGGGAAGAGAGCGAGAGGAAGCCGGUGGGUCCGGAAAAACCGCCGGAAGCGCAAGAAACCCAAGUCUUCGGAAACAGCGACUUAGAUAGUGGCUUGGAGCUGGUGCUGGAAUGGGCUCCGUUUCGAUCCACUCCGUCCCAAACUGGUGCGAAGAAGAGCGAUCCCUCGCAGAACCCGCGACCUCCCAACGGCUUUUUGGGGGUGCCCUACGUGGAUUUGAUCCCUGCGGGCAUCGCGGAGGAACCGAUGGUGCGCCUGCUGCGGGAGAAGUACGACAAGCGCAGUACCGGCAGCUUCGAUGAGAAUACCUUCCUCGAGAUGAUGGCUCCCAUGGGCUAUCGCGCACACACCUCCAUGCGCUUGGUGGUAUGCAAAGAUGGGAAGAAAGUUCGGAAUGUGAGCUGGUCAAAAGACCAUUUGCAUUUUGAAGGUUGGUUGCGUCUCGGCGGCAGAGGUGGCAUCGGAAAGGCAAGUGUUUGGCAGGGACGAGGGCCCGAUCAGCUGACACAAAUCGUGUGGGUCCAUGCCUGCUCCCUCACCGUUUGA
Molecule: messenger RNA, 1696 nt
Organism: Durusdinium trenchii
Lineage: Eukaryota; Dinophyceae; Suessiales; Symbiodiniaceae
Source: the annotation of a GenBank genome assembly